This is a messenger RNA of Funneliformis geosporum, 2505 nucleotides long. The record is from the annotation of a GenBank genome assembly. Lineage: Eukaryota; Fungi; Glomeromycota; Glomeromycetes; Glomerales; Glomeraceae.
AUGACGAUGUUUCAAUCACCGUUAUCAGAAACUCCAAAUGCGAGAGAUUAUAUCGAUAUUAUGGUCGAUAUAAGAAAUCUUGGAAUAUUUCAUGAUUUUGAAGAACAUACUCCAACAAUUGUCGUAUUCGGUGAUCAAUCAAGCGGUAAAAGUUCCGUUAUAACAAGAUUAACCGGUGGAUUACCAAUGCCAAGAGCAUCUACAAAAUGUACAACGACACCUUUCGAAAUUCGCAUGCUACAAACCGAGGAGCCAAUACGUAAAAUCACUUUACGUUACAUAGAAGAUAGAAAUCGUAAUGCGAUAAGACCAAGAGAAGUAGAGUUUGCCGAUAUAGCGAAAUUGAGUAACAAGGAAAUCGAGAAUAAAUUGCGUGAAGCUCAGCGUUAUGUUCAAAACCCAAGUAUUCGAGAUAUCAAAUCACGAUUGCCCGAACCAAGUAAUGAUGAGUUAGCUUUUACAAAAAAUGCCGUAUGUCUUACAAUUGGCGGACCCACACAACAGUAUAGUUUGUCUUUAGUUGAUUUACCUGGAAUCGUACGAAACAAUGAAGAAAACGAAAAUUUUUUAAUUAGCUUGGUUGAGGAAUAUAUUAGAAGAGAAUCGGCAAUUCUGGUUCCAAUAUUCGCUGCAACCUCAGAUAUCGCUACACAAUGCGCGUGGCGUCUAGCAUGCAAAGCAGAUCCGGAUGGUAUGCGUACUGUAGGUGCCUUGACAAAGAUUGAUCGAAUCAUCGAUUAUACAAAUGAUGAAGAAAAACAGUUGGAACUCGCUAAUCUGGUAAAAGGUAAAGGAGAGCAUCAAAUUGUAAAUGGUGUUUAUGUUAUCAGGAAUCGAUCUAGCGUAGAACCGGAAGGUUCGGAUGAUUCAUUGGAAAACGAAAUAAUUAAGGAACUUAAAAAACACAGAACUUGGAAAGAUGUACCAAUCAAUAGGUUUGGCUUACCAAAUUUGGUCAUGAAAUUAAGUGAAUUGCAAGGAGAGGCACAUAAACGGUCAUGGCCAUAUAUAAAUCCCCUUUUAGAAAAGAGUAGGAAUGAUUUUGAAGAAAGGUUAAUUAAACUUCCGAAUAAACCUGUUGGAAAUCCAACCAUACGUUUCUUGGAAUUAAUUGGAAAAUUUGACAAAAUGUUCACCAGUCACGCAAAUGCCGAGCAUGUAGAUCAUAAGUUAUAUCGUGGACAACAGUGGAACUUUGGACAAUUUGAUCAAGCAUUAUUAAACACCCGUCCAAUAUAUAAACUCACGUUUGACGAAGGGUUUGCGAAUUCCGAAAUCUUUGAUCCCAUAAAGCCUGGUUCAUUACAAUAUAAUGGGUGGACAGAUGAAUUAAAGAAAGAGCUUACUGAUGAGUGGAAAGCAUCCGAUUUUAACGAUCAUUCCAGAUAUGUGUGGACAAUAGAUCAGCUUUAUGAAGCUGUGCAAGAAAGUCAAGGAGGUUUAUUGGCCGGUUAUUUUCCAUAUAAAGCUGUGGUUUCCAUUGUUGGAAAACAUCAAGAGGAUUGGCUACCGAUCUCUACCAGAUUAUUGAAUAAAAAUCACGAUUAUGUUGCUAAUUUUACUGAUGAAUUAAUAGAACAAACUUUUAAAGAAUUUCCAAAUGUCAUUGGAGAAAUCAAGAAUGUUUUACGUGAAUUAUUAAGAAAGUGCAAGGAUGAAACAUUAAAACACCUUCAAGAUCUUGAAGAGAUGGAGCAUAUGUCAGCCAGUAGGGCUCUUUACGUAACUGAUGAAGCCAGCCUUCUGAAAAAACAAUCAAAGUAUUUUAUAAAGCUUCGAAUCUUGGCAGCUAGCUCAAGACAAGAGAAUCAACAUUUAAAGGAAGCUCUUGAUUUAGGGACUAAAUUAUUUGACAUGAUGUAUAAUGAGGAGGCUAAUGAUGACGAAUUUGAUCAAAUAAAAUCCAGAUUGAUCAAUCAUAUAGCGAUUCAUGGGGAAGUGAAUGUAACUUCUCAAAGAUUAAUUGAGGAAAUAAAAAGUCUUAGACUUGCAACAGAAACGCCAUCAACUGCUACUAUAUCUGCAAUGUUGACUAUAAAAAAUUCAUACUUGGAUAGAUUAAUUCGUAUAAUUCCCGAAUCUGAACAUUCAAGAAAUCACAGUAUACUAAGAAAUACCAUCAACGAACAUGCUUUCCUUGCUGCCACGGGAGCUUUAGCAUAUUGGAAAAUGUCCCAUUCAAAAUUUCGAGAGAUCGUACCGCGUAUAGUAGAAUAUUAUCUUGUGCAUCAAUUCGCUAUCCGUUUAGGAAUGCAUUUACGUACACAUUUCAGAUUAUUGGGGGCAGAACCGACAAAUCAAGCAGAUCCAGACGAAAAUAUAGACUUGGAUAGUUUAUUAGGUGAAGAUCCAUUGGUAGCUAGAAAUCGUGCCGAAUGGCAAAAGAAUGUUAAUGCUCUUAAUGGUAUUAUUGAACGAGUUCGAAAAGCUUCCGCAAGAAGAAGUAAUCCUGUGGUCACAGUUGAUGAAUUUGUUGUUGGAAUUGGAUUGGUAACGGCUUGUUAG